AUGAUGAGAGAAGGUAACGGAUACAAUCCAAAGCUGAUCAUAGCGAAGAAACUGUAUCAGAGUGAUCUCGAUAGAGUCCAGACACGUCUCUCGAUGCCUUUAAACCAAGUAGUGACCUCAGAUUUUCUUACGGAGGAGGAAUCAAGAAUCAUAUACGAACAAUCGGUUUUGAAGAUUCGCAGAGAAGGUGUGCGUGUUGAUUUGGUUGAUCCUCUGUUAAACAAACAUGUCGUUGAUUUGAGGAAGUGGAAGAUGAGUGGAAGCUGGAACUACGUCUUUGUUGAUAGUUGGAACGAUGUAGUUGCCAAGAACACGUUUAAAGUCCACGAUGUCUUUCAUGUCUGGUCUUUUCGAUCCGGUAGAGGAAAGCUCUGUUUUGUUCUCGUCCCUCCUCCUCCGACCAGAAAUUCCGGCCAAGGUGGUGGCUCUACUUCCGGUGAGUCUGGCCAUGGAUGCUCUUCUCUUGCUUGA
Messenger RNA from Arabis nemorensis, 471 nucleotides. NCBI's taxonomy places the organism in Eukaryota, Viridiplantae, Streptophyta, Magnoliopsida, Brassicales, Brassicaceae. The record is from the annotation of a GenBank genome assembly.